GCACCUCUCGCCCCUCCCCUCCCUCCUGCCUCUGCUCGGCAGCAUCCUCCAUCAUGGCGCUCACCACGCAUCUCCUCUCCCUCUCCGCCUCUUCCUACACGCAUGCAACGCAGCAUCUCUUCCUCACGCGCGCCGGCACGGGCGAGCUGACGGCCGAGCAGCUCGCGCGCUGGCUCACGCAGGACCGGCUGUACGCCCUGGGCGGCUACGUGCGCUUCCUGGGCACCCUCAUCGCCAAGUGUCCCGUACCGCUUGGCGGCGUGGGAGAGAAGGGAGUGGAGGGCGACAAGGCUGAACAGUGCGCCAGGAGGAGGCUGAUGGUGCUCGGCGGCGCCAUGGCAAACAUCACGCGCGAAGUAGCCUUCUUCGAGGAUGUCGCAGCACGGCAUGGCCUGUCAUUGCAGACGCCUCCGGUGUCGAGCUCGAGCGACGACGCACUGCUCGGCCUGCUGGCGCCGACGACUCGCGCGUACAUCGACUUCCAAAUGGCCACCGUUGCAUCGGGCACGUUUGAGGAGGGCCUGGUCCUGCUGUGGGCCAUGGAGGUGCUCUAUCUCGAAUCAUGGCGCCACGUCCGUUCCUUCCUCCCUUUCCCUAGCAACAGCUCGUCGAGCGUGACGUCGGCUCUCUCCGAGUUGAUCCCGAACUGGACAGCACCAGAGUUCGAGCACUUCGUCGCCGACAUCGCCGAGCUCGUCGACGAGCUGCCGGAACUCGACGGCCGCCUGAGCCCGCAGGCCGGCACGAAUGCGGCGAGGCAAAGAGUGGAGAGUAUCUGGAACGAGACUUUGUUCUACGAAGUAAGGUUCUGGGAGAGUGCAGGCGUGCAGUAGGAUGCCUGGGGCAUGCUCUACAAGUCGAGCUUCCUCUCUGCACAGAGGGCACGACAAGGGUGGGGAUAGGCAGAGGACGUGAUGCGCAAAGAGAGUCGAAGUCAGACAGUAUCGAUGGGCAGCUCUCCUUUGCGGAAAUCGAACAGUCGGAUGCAUGCAUCGCCGCCCGCACGUCGCCUGAGCACAGCAAAGAGUGUACGCAUCGCAGAGGGAAGCUACGCUGCUGCCGCUGCGUCGUGAUGGCAGAGCAGGAGGGGCCGAGGCAUGCCGGAAUGGCUGCACGCUGUUGCUGAAGCUGCGGGAUGACGAGGCAGGAGUUUUGGCGGGUGAAGAGACAUCAGACAUGGCUCGCCUUCUUGCUGCUGCAUGGUCCCCCGGCAUGCACUUUGGUCCUCAAAGGGAGAGAG
Messenger RNA from Tilletiopsis washingtonensis, 1240 nucleotides. RefSeq names its product heme oxygenase-like protein. Bases 54 to 833 code for a protein of 259 amino acids. The transcript is spliced from 3 exons. Lineage: Eukaryota; Fungi; Basidiomycota; Exobasidiomycetes; Entylomatales. The record is from RefSeq and is a predicted model, not a curated record.